Molecule: messenger RNA, 2537 nt
Organism: Cuculus canorus (common cuckoo)
Lineage: Eukaryota; Metazoa; Chordata; Aves; Cuculiformes; Cuculidae
Product: vitamin D3 hydroxylase-associated protein
Exons: 13
Coding region: 126-1550 (474 amino acids)
Biological process (GO): fatty acid catabolic process
Molecular function (GO): fatty acid amide hydrolase activity; amidase activity
Source: RefSeq, a predicted model, not a curated record
UUUGGACUUACAAACUAUUCUCUGACCAGAGGCAGUGGUGCUGGGAGGGGGAACAGAUCUGGGGAGGUAGGGAAGGUCUCCUCCUGAACUGCUUUUCUUUCUCACUUCAUCCCUGGAGUCACAUUAUGAUCCAGCAACAGCUGAAACAGCUCCUGCCAGAGAGGGAGGUGGAUCUUUAUGCUGCCCUCACCCUGCUCUGUGGCUCAGCAGCCACCGUGGUGGUCUGGAAAUGGCUGGGCAAAAGGCAGAUCCAGAAGAAAAUGGAAGAGGCUCGAAGAAUCCGGGAUGAGGGUGUGAAGAAAAUGGUAAAGGCUGUCCAGCAGUUCAGAGAACAGGUCCCCCACGUCCAGAUGGAUGCCAUCCUGUCUCUGCCUCUGCUGGAACUCACUCAGAGAUUGCAGGAGGGGUCUUUGUCCCCCAAGACUGUCCUCUACACCUACUUAGAGAAGGCCCUGGAAGUGACCCAGCAGACAAACUGCUUGCGACAUUUUAUCCCAGAGUGUGAGGAGCAGCUCCAGGAAAUACAACGGCAGAGUGAGAAAGGGCUGCUCUAUGGCAUCCCAGUCAGCAUCAAGGACCACAUCGGCCUCAAGGGGCAUCUCUCGACCUGUGGCCUUGUGCAAUGCCUGGACACUCCAGUGCAGGAGGACAGCGUCCUAGUCAAGGUUUUGAAGAUGCAGGGAGCCAUCCCAUUUGCAAUGACCAACGUGCCGCAAUCACUCUUCAACUAUGACUGCAGCAAUCCAAUCUUUGGCCCAACCUUAAACCCCUUCAACCACCAGAAGAGCCCUGGGGGCUCCUCAGGAGGAGAGGGAGCUCUGAUCGCUGGGGGAGGCUCCAUCCUGGGCAUCGGCUCGGACAUCGGUGGCAGCAUCCGCCUGCCGUCCAGCUUCUGCGGGCUGUGUGGGCUCAAACCCACAGCUGAAAGGCUCAGCCUGUCCGGAGUGAGUGGCCCACUCAGUGGCAUCCUGGCAGUUCCUUGUGCGCUGGGGCCUAUGGCGAGGGAUGUGGACAGCCUCGCCCUCUGCAUGAAGGCACUGCUCUGCAAGGAGAUGUUCCGUCUGGACCCCACCGUGCCCCCCAUCCCCUUUGAUGAGGAGGUGUACUCCAGCUUUGCUCCUCUGCGGGUCGGGUACUAUGACACAGACGGCUACUUCCCACUGCCCCCUUGCAUGCGGCGGGCUGUCCAGGAAACCAAGAGGGCUCUGGAGGCAGCGGGACACCAGCUGGUGCCCUUUUCUCCACCUCGGAUUAACUAUGUCAUGACUGAACUGUUUUUGAAGACUUUUUUUGCUGAUGGAGGCCGUGCUUGGUUGGAUGUGUUCACAGAAGAUAUUGUAGAUCCAACCUUGAAACCACAGGUGAAUUGCUGCAAAAUCCCAAGGCUGGGGAAGAAACUGCUGGCUCUGAUUCUUAAACCUCUGUUUCCCCGCCUGGCCGACUAUCUGAGUGCCUUGAGUGGAAUGAGGUCAGUGAAGGAGAUGUGGAAUCAUCACCAUCAAAUACAAGUAUGUUUUGAGGACUUUGAGGCUGGAGCACCUUCCAUAUGAGGACAGGCUGAGAGAGUUGGGCUUGUUCAGCCUGGAGAAGAGAAGGCUUCGAGGAGACCUUAUAGCAACUUUCCAGAACAUGAAAAGGGCUACAAGAAAGCUGGGGAGGGACUGUUCACAAAGGCUUGUAGUGAUAGGACAAGGGGCAAUAGGUAUAAAUUGGAGAGGGGCAGAUUUAGGCUUGACAUAAGGAAGAAUUUCUUCACCGUGAGGGCAGUGAGGCACUGGAACGUUGCCCAAGGAAGUUGUGGCUGCCCCAACCCUGGAGGUGUUCAAGGCCAGGUUGGAUGGGUCUUGGGCAGCCUGAUCCAGUGGAAGGUGUCCCUGCUGAUGGAAGGGGGUGGAACUGGAUGAUCUUCAAGGUCUCUUCCAACCCAAACUAUUCUAUGAUUCUAUGACAUUUCUCUCUGGCAUCAUGAUAUGAGUCGCAGCUUUGUGGCAGGUGCCAAGCUGGAGGGUCAUCAGUUAAGGAAGGACACGUGCAGGGGGUGCUGGGGAGGCAGAGGGAAAGGCACAGAAGAGGGCUAAGAACGCGGUAGCCAGGCUUUUGGAUCAACCCAGCCAGGACUUUAUGGGUUGGCCACAGUGCUCAUGGCCAAAGGCCCGCACUCAACACUCUCAGCACAAUGAAAGCUGAGUGAGGAGUGGGGAUUGCUAAAGAGAGACAUUUCUAAUUCCUGGCCCUGUGUUGUGGAGGCAGACAUUUACACAUUCCCCUGCCUCUUUCCUCAAGCACAGCUGUCUGCUGCUGCCUCCUUGGCCGUGCCAGAGCCUGGAGAAGCUGAAGUACUCUGGGCGUGAACAUAGCCUCCAUGCCAUAUCCUCUCUCCUCCCCAAGGUUUACCGCACUGAGUUUAUCACCCGGUGGAGGGAACUGCAGCUGGACGUGAUGCUGUGCCCUGUCCUGGGGCCCGCCUUCACCACGGGAUACCCUGGGAAACUCCUCACUGCCAUCUCCUCCACAAUGCUGUAUAACGUCUUGAACUU